This is a messenger RNA of Dentiscutata heterogama, 1465 nucleotides long. The record is from the annotation of a GenBank genome assembly. Lineage: Eukaryota; Fungi; Glomeromycota; Glomeromycetes; Diversisporales; Gigasporaceae.
AUGGUGAAACUAAUAGUUAACGAAAAGUCGUAUGGCGAAAUAACAUUAGAUUGCCAAACUCUUUCUGAAGCCUAUGAUCAAAUAAUAAAACUCGACUCUGAUGAUUCUAGAUAUAAGCUUUUCUUUAUUUUCAAUAAUGAAGAAGUUGGUAAGAUAAAACUUGGUCCGAGAGACAAAUUGCUUAGCUCAGACAUAAAAAUAUCUGAUAUCAUCAGCAAGGAGAAUGAACUUUAUGUGGAACGAAAAUUGUUAAUUACAAUAUACGACGGAAAAAGGAUUAAAAAAUUCGCCUCUAUUAACAAACUUAACAGUAACUUGUCUGACAUCCGUGAUGAGUUAAUUGAGAAAAAAAUUGUAUCGCCAAAUUUUAUCUUUUUAAGAGAAGAUUCGAAAAAAGAGAAUCUUCAAGAAGUUUGUUUAGAAUUUGAAAAGUCUAUUACAUUAGGAGACAUUCUUAAAAAUGAUGUGAUACGUGUUUUGUCUGAAAAGUCUAUUACAUUAGGAGACAUUCUUAAAAAUGAUGUGAUACGUGUUUUGUCUGACAAAUCAUCCUCCAAACUUUCCUCUAUUGAAGCAUCAAAUGCUUCACUUUCUCAAGUUGACCAUGUGAAACAAAAUAUUGAUAUUUAUAAAUUGGAUUACGGAUUAAGCUUUACCAGAGAAGGUGUGAAAUUUGGAAACCAUCAAUCAUUUGACUUCAUUCAACCUGUUAAGUUUUCAAUAUCGAAUAAUUCCGAUAGUUUCGUGGCGGAACUUUUAGCUACUAAAAGAAUAAAUGAUUUUUUCAUUAUUAUUAAUCAAGUUGAUGUAUCCCGUAUAGAAGAUUUGCCAUCAGAAUUACAAACAUUACUCAAGUACGAUGACCAAUAUUUAAAUAAAGGAAACAUUUGUUUUACCGUUGUAAAUCAAAGAAUUGAGUUACAUAUGAGAAAAGAAUUUAUUAAACCAUCAAAAGAAUUCAAGAAUGCAGUAGAUAGAGCCAUUAAUGGAACGGACCCUUAUUUAAAGUUGAAGAAUGUCUUUGCAAUUUUUGGAAACUUCGUUGCUCAACGAGUUAUAUUAGGCCAUAAGUUAUUCAAUUACACUGAAAUAGAUUAUGCUGAAAUAGAUAAUAUUAAAAAUGAUAAGAUAGAAUGGACAACUAUUGAUAAUUUCAGAAACAUCUCAAAAAGCUUAGAAGGCAUGAUGAUGUAUAUUAAUAAAAAUGACGGGUUUCUAACUCCCAAAGGUCAAGUGAUUGGACGAAAUGAAUUUGAUAGUUUGAUUGAGUCUUUCUAUAACAAUAAUGCUAAUUUACAAGCUGUUUGUUAUGGAAAUUUGGUUGCAAUUUAUGAAAUUUUCGAAGAACCUAUUUGCAGCAGGAUUAAAUCAAUUCUUAAAACUCAUGAGCACGACUAUUCUUUGUUAAAGACUUUGGGAUCAAUCGAAGAUGACAUGUUAAAAACGUAUCAUCCUUUGUCAAAAG